CGCGCCGCCGUGACCGUGCGCCGUUUGCAACGUUUGGAAGAUGGCGGCGUCCAGAGGAGUCUGAAGGCUUUGGGGAGACCGUGAGAGGUUUCCGUACAAUCUGAGCUUGCGGUUAGGGAUCCCUUAGCUUGGUGUUUCCUGCUCUAAGGUUCGCACCGGUUGUCCUCCCAGGCCCUCGGACGCGAUGUGGAGAUGCCUCUGCCUGCGGGACGGGUGGCGCCGGCUCCUGAGCCGACCCUCAGGUAGUCCCAUGGCCACCGCAAGGACGGGAGCGAACAUCCCAUCCCUAUCCCGGGCCUACGCUCCACCGGCAGAAAGGAAGAAGUUUUAUCAGAAUGUCAGCAUCACACAGGGUGAAGGUGGCUUUGAGAUAAACUUGGACCACAGGAAGCUGAAAACUCCCCAGGCCAAGCUCUUUACGGUCCCCAGCAAGGCCCUGGCCAUCGCAGUGGCCACGGAAUGGGACUGCCAGCAGGACACCAUCAAGUUCUACACCAUGCACCUGACCACAUUGUGCAACACGUCUUUAGACAACCCAACCCAGCGAAACAAGGACCAGCUGAUCCAGGCAGCUGUGAAGUUCCUGGACACUGACACGAUCUGCUACAGGGUGGAAGAGCCAGAGACGUUAGUGGAACUUCAAAAGAACGAGUGGGACCCAAUCAUAGCAUGGGCCGAGAAGAGAUAUGGCAUAGAGAUCGCCUCUUCCACCAGCAUAAUGGGGCCAAGCAUCCCAAACAGGACUCGGGAGGUACUUGUCAGCCACCUGGCAUCUUACAACAUGUGGGCCUUACAAGGGAUUGAGUUUGUAGUGGCACAGCUCAAGUCUAUGGUGCUGACCCUGGGCCUGAUUGACCUGCGCCUGACGGUGGAGCAGGCCGUGUUGCUGUCCCGCCUGGAGGAGGAGUACCAGAUCCAAAAGUGGGGCAAUGUGGAAUGGGCCCACGACUAUGAGCUCCAGGAGCUGCGGGCACGCACGGCCGCUGGCAUCCUCUUCGUCCACCUCUGCUCCGAGAGCACCACGAUCAGGCACAAGCUCCUGCAGGACUGAGGCCCGGGGUGCGCGCUGCAUGCCCAGAGGAUGGAGACUCCCUCAGCCCGGGGGCACCGUGGCAUGGCCCACUUGACACUGCCCUGAGAGGCCUGAGACAGUGUGGCUAGAGGUCAGCUUGAGUGCAGCCUGGGGCCCCUGCCCCAGCCAGCACGAGGUAGGGACAGGUUAUACAAAUGACUUCUCUCCUCCUGAUUUUAUUAAAUACUUCUCUACCUGGGA
Molecule: messenger RNA, 1273 nt
Organism: Artibeus jamaicensis (Jamaican fruit-eating bat)
Lineage: Eukaryota; Metazoa; Chordata; Mammalia; Chiroptera; Phyllostomidae
Gene: ATPAF2
Product: ATP synthase mitochondrial F1 complex assembly factor 2
Exons: 8
Coding region: 185-1051 (288 amino acids)
Biological process (GO): mitochondrial proton-transporting ATP synthase complex assembly
Cellular component (GO): mitochondrion
Source: RefSeq, a predicted model, not a curated record